CUCUCUAUAAAGCCAGACAAAGCCCGAGCAUGAUGUACAGAAGUCAUUUCCUCAUUAGCUGGAAGGAGUGAACACAACAUAGACCAUGCUGGGAGCUGCACUACUCCUACUGGCAAUGCUGCACUGCCAGGUGCUAGCAAUAAAUAGACUACCGAGAGGACUGAAAUAUGAAGUUGUCUUUCCAGAGAAAAUCCAUUCUUGGCACAAGCGAGACAUAGAGAGCAAGUAUCCAGAUCGGGUCCAGUACAAGCUGCCCGUGGAAGGGAAACCUGUACAUUUAUACCUCGAGAAGACUGAGGGACUGCUAUCAGAAAAUUACACAGAGACAACCUAUCUGAAUGAUGGGACUCGAGUGACAACCAGCCCAGAGAAUCUGGAUCACUGCUGCUAUCAGGGACAUACAAAACAGGAUGUUGAUUCUCUGGUCUCCAUCUGUAUUUGCAAUGGCCUUAGUGGCGUCAUUCAUACUCGUAAUCGCCGAUUCUUGAUUGAACCUCUCAAUCAGACAGACGAUGGAGAACAUGCUAUAUAUGAAGACAAGGAAGAGACCCCCAAAACCUGCGGUGUAACCAAUACAACGUGGACAGAAGGAAAGGUUUUAAAAUCUUCCCGAUCGGGCAGCAAUGCUGAGAAACUAAACUUCUUCAAUUCUCAGAAGUAUGUCCAGCUUUACCUUGUGGCAGAUAAAACCAUGUUUGUAAAGUAUAACAACAGCAAAGAAGACUUACAAAAAAGAAUUUUUGAGAUAAUAAAUUAUGUCAAUGAGGUGUAUAAACAAAUCGGUACAUUUGUGGCACUAAUUGGGAUCGAAUUCUGGGAUAAGAAAGACCUCUUUGAAGUCUCAACCUCAGCCAACAUAAAUCUUGACAGGUUCUGUACAUGGAGAAAACAAGUUUUGCUCCCAAGAAUAUUUAAUGACAAUGCCCAGUUUAUAACGGACACAGAUUUUCAGGGUGCUACAGUUGGAUUGGCCUUUGUGGGUACUAUGUGUUCUGAAGCCCAUUCCUGUGGUGUCAUUCAGGAUCACAGCAGGGUCGCCGUCUCUGUUGGUGCCACAGUUGCUCAUGAAAUGGGACACAACCUGGGGAUGAAUCAUGACACCAGCUCUUGCAACUGUCCUGCCGAUUCCUGUAUCAUGGCACCCACUCUGAGCUAUAACACUCCUCGUCUCUUCAGUCCCUGCAGUAUUACAAACUUCCAGGAGUUCAUUUUCAACCGAAUGCCAGCAUGUAUGAAAGUUGAGCCAUCAAAAGAGUUUAUUAAGUCCCCUUCUAUGUGUGGCAACAAAUUCACUGAGAUAGGCGAAGACUGUGACUGCGGCACUGUAAAGGAAUGUACCAACCCUUGCUGUGAUGCUGCCACCUGCAAAUUCAAAGUUACAGCCCAGUGUGCAGAUGGAGAAUGCUGUGAGAAUUGUAAGAUCAAGAAAGCAGGAACUGUGUGCAGAUCACAAAAAGAUGAUUGUGACCUUGCAGACAUGUGUAAUGGGAAGUCUUCAGAAUGUCCACCCGAUCGCUUUAUCUACAACGGACAUCCCUGCAAUGAUGGCCAAGGUUUCUGCUACAAUGGGAAGUGCCCUACUUUGGAAAGCCAGUGCCAGAGCAUGUGGGGCGCAGGUGCUACAAUAGGACAGGACCUUUGCUUUGGAUACAAUAGGAGAGGCACCAACUAUGGAUACUGCCAAUACAUUGCCAAUAGCUAUGUGGCAUGUGGGCCAAACGAUAUAAAGUGUGGAGUGCUGUACUGCUCUGGAGGAGGCGCCAAUCCUGCAGUAAAUGGACCUGUUGCAUCAAUUUCUUCCUGUCGGGCGGUUUUACAUGCGAGUGGAAUGGUGCAGAAUGGAACAAUGUGUGCAGAAGGAAUGGCUUGUUACAAUGGGAAAUGUGUGGAUAUAAACAGCGCCUUCCGUUCAGUAAAUUGUUCUUCCAGCUGCCCAGGACAUGGGGUUUGUGACCAUGAGCUGCAAUGUCAGUGCCAGGAAGGCUGGACACCCCCUUACUGUGACAGUGUCUCAGAAACCAAUAUUGUGCUCAUCGUGGUUGUGAUCCUGAUUGCCCUGGCUCUGAUAGUUGGACUCGUGUUAAUGAUUGUGUUCCGGAAGAAAUUUAAGCGAUGUGGACAAAAAUCUCCAUCCGGGAUAUCAGGUGCCACAAACCAAGCAUACAUUGACCAGAAGCAACAGAAAAAGGCUGGUUCAAGUGUAUCCCCACCACAGCCACAACAGAGCAAAGAUGGAUAUUGGGCCCCGCAGUAUUCUGUGACCACAUCAGUAGAACUUAGUAAGAAGUCACCGGCAAUUCAGAGGCCAGUCAUGGCUCCACCACCAGUACCAGUCACUGCUCCACCACCAGUACCUGCCACCAAACCAGUACCACCCACGGCUCCGCCACCUGUGCCUACCGCCAAACCAGUACCAGCCAAAGCUCCACCACCCGUGCCUGCUGAUAAACCAGUUCCUCCAGCUCCCCUAACAAAGGUAGGCUAA
Nanorana parkeri is the source of this 2485-nucleotide messenger RNA. Its product is annotated as zinc metalloproteinase-disintegrin-like crotastatin. Gene Ontology annotation, biological process: proteolysis. The coding region runs from base 86 to 2485 and encodes 799 amino acids. Gene Ontology annotation, molecular function: metalloendopeptidase activity. Lineage: Eukaryota; Metazoa; Chordata; Amphibia; Anura; Dicroglossidae. The transcript has 24 exons. Gene Ontology annotation, cellular component: plasma membrane. The record is from RefSeq and is a predicted model, not a curated record.